AUUUAAGGAAAAAUUUGUUUGCCAAUGUUGUCUUAUCCGGUGGUUCGACACUUUAUAAAGAUUUCGGUACAAGGUUGUUGAGUGAAAUAAGAAAAUUGGCAGUCAAGGACAUUAAGAUUAAGAUUUUUGCACCACCAGAAAGGAAAUAUAGUACAUGGAUUGGUGGUUCUAUAUUGGCAGCCUUGAGUACAUUUAAAAAGAUGUGGGUUUCAGCUGAAGAAUUUCAAGAAGAUCCCGACAUUAUUCACAGAAAGAAUACACUCACAUUACCCGAACUGAAAUCUCAUUUAUGUGCUAUGGCGAUAAAUUACAAAAUCAUGGUAGACAUUUUUUUACGUAUCCUCCAUUCUUUAAGCUGUUUUGUUGUAGACGAUUAUUCUAUUGAAGACAUUCUUAAAGUUGAUGAAAAUGAGACUGUUGGCAAACCAUUAUAG
This is a messenger RNA of Funneliformis caledonium, 434 nucleotides long. The record is from the annotation of a GenBank genome assembly. NCBI's taxonomy places the organism in Eukaryota, Fungi, Glomeromycota, Glomeromycetes, Glomerales, Glomeraceae.